AGCAGACGUCACUCCUUUAUUAUUAAAUAUAUAGUCUAACCUUAAAAUCGCAAAUAGUCUUAAAUCAGCUGAUAUGCGGUAAAUAAUUUUAUUAAAAAAUACAUAAAAUGGACGAGAGUGGACCUAAAAGGGGCCGCGGUCGGGGCCGAGGAGGCAGAGGAAGAGGACGAGGCCGUGGUAGAGGACGAGGAAGAGGAAAAAAAGCAAUUAAAGUGAUUGAGAGUGACGAAGAAGUCGAUAACCCUCAACAUCAAGAAACCGUCGAAGAAUUACAAACAACAGAAGACAAUGAAAACGUUGCUCCGAAAAUUGACUUGGAGGCUGAUAUCUCCCAAUUGGAGGCGCCAACAUUUACUACCAUAAACAGAGGGCCACCAGAACCUAUGCUCCGUUUAGACUGGAAUCAUAAAGUCAAUCUAAUGGGAGAGAAAGUUCUCAACCCUAUGAUCCACUGCUGUGACAAAUGUUUAAAGCCAAUUUUAAUAUAUGGAAGAAUGAUUCCAUGCAAGCAUGUGUUUUGCCUUGCGUGUGGUAAACAAGAGCAGAAGCAAUGUCCACGUUGUUUAGAAAAAGUGUCCCGCGUUGAACAGACAGGUUUAGGUACAGUCUUUAUGUGUACACAUGGUGGAACUCGUUACGGCUCCUCAGGAUGUCGCAGGACAUACCUGUCUCAACGAGAUCUUCAGGCUCAUAUUAAUCAUCGUCAUGUUUCAAAUCUAAAUCCACCGAUGGAAGUUAUUGAGCCGGAGAGGGCGCCAGUACGGCCAAAAGCUGGAGACCCAAGAACUCCCAUUGCAAUAGCAACAAAUAUUCGGCAACGCCAGUUGUCAGGACCAUCUCAAAGUACUGGUGUUCGAACUAAUCUGAUAACUGUUCCUAUACAAGAUUCAGCUCCUGCAAUAGUUCACGAAACAGUAGUGCCAUCACAGGCAUACUAUCAGCAAUACCAGCCAACACCUAGUUAUACACAAACACAAAUGCCUCCAAUUCACAUUCCUCCUCCUCAGCAGACUCAGUAUUAUGCUGCACCUCCUGCAGCUUACAGUGCUACUACUAGUUAUCCAGCCUAUACCUCUGCUACUCCUCAAGCCACACAAUUUGCUUCUACUACACCUUCACAACCUAGACCAGCACAGUUUGAUUACAGUUCUGCACCACCACAAUGGACUGGUAGCCAACAAUAUUAUCGAUAAAUGACCACAGUAAAAGUAAGGUCUUUUUAAAUAUUAUAACUUUAUAGAAUUGCAAAUACAUUUAAACUAAUUGUAAGUAAUUAAUACUAUUAUACAUGUAUGUGUCCAUGCUAUGCGUAUCUGUAAUUUUAUUAUUUAAAUUGAAUAAAAUAGAUAUCAGCGAUGAUAGUA
Agrilus planipennis (emerald ash borer) is the source of this 1364-nucleotide messenger RNA. Its product is annotated as E3 ubiquitin-protein ligase Hakai. Gene Ontology annotation, biological process: protein ubiquitination; regulation of cell adhesion. The transcript has 3 exons. Gene Ontology annotation, molecular function: ubiquitin protein ligase activity. The record is from RefSeq and is a predicted model, not a curated record. Bases 108 to 1193 code for a protein of 361 amino acids. Lineage: Eukaryota; Metazoa; Arthropoda; Insecta; Coleoptera; Buprestidae.